UUGGGAGAACAUUGUGCAGGUUUUUCUUCUUAGCUGUGGAUGGGUUCUGGAAUCUCAUGGGAUAUGCCCUGAGCCCGUCACAAGGAACACCAAGGGCAGCAUGGGACUAUGUGGGAGCAAAAAGCAGACUGGACGGAGGGAGAAGCGGAAUUCCAUAUACAGGCAGAGACUUCAGCCACCCCUAAGAAAGAAACCCCCUCCACCUCCACCUCCGGCCAAGUCCCACAAAGUAUCCGGUUCUGCCAACCAGACUUUUGGCAACGAUAAACACUUUGUAACUGCACAGUAUGAUUUCACCUCCAUGAGUGACCGUGACCUGCCACUGACCGCAGGAGAGAAGUUUGAAGUCCUUUGCAGUGAUGGAGACUGGUGGCUGGCAAAAUCACUUACCACUGGGAAGAAGGGCUACAUACCUAGCAAUUUUGUGGCCCUUGCAAACAGCCUGGAAGAAGAAAAGUGGUAUUUUAAAGGCCUCAGCAGAAAAGAAACUGAACGCCUCUUGAUGGCACCAGGCAACGCGAUGGGUUCGUUCCUGAUAAGAGAAAGUGAAACAAAUCCAGAUGGCUUUUCACUUUCCAUUAGAGAUAGCCCAUCUGAAGGGGAUGUCAUCAAGCAUUACAAGAUCCGGAGUCUGGACUGCAGAGGAUAUUACAUUUGCCCUAGGAUCACAUUCCCUUCACUGGAGCAACUUGUCAAAUAUUAUUCUGCUCAUGAAGAUGGCUUGUGCCAGACACUACGAAAGCCAUGCAUAUCUCUGGUUCCACAAAGACCUUGGACCACUGAUGAAUGGGAAAUUCCUCGGGACACUUUGAAACUUGUCAAGAAGCUGGGAGCAGGCCAGUUUGGAGAGGUGUGGAUGGGAUAUUACAAGAACAACGUGAAGGUGGCAGUAAAGACUCUGAAAGAGGGCAGGAUGGCUCCUGACGCCUUCCUGGCUGAAGCCAACUUGAUGAAGAGGCUGCAGCAUAGCAAGCUGGUGCGGCUGCACGCUGUGGUCACCAAACAGCCGGUUUACAUUGUAACGGAAUACAUGGCCAAUGGGUGCCUGCUGGACUUCUUGCAGACAGAGGAAGGAAGCAAGCAGUCUCUCAAAAAACUUAUAGACAUUUCAGCCCAGGUCGCCGAAGGGAUGGCCUACAUCGAGAGAAUGAACUCCAUCCACAGAGACCUCAGAGCAGCCAACAUUCUGGUAUCGGAGACCCUCUGUUGCAAAAUUGCGGACUUUGGACUGGCUAGGAUCAUUGAGAAUGAAUACCUUGCACAAGAAGGUGCCAAAUUUCCUAUCAAAUGGACAGCGCCAGAAGCAAUUAACUAUGGGGUUUUCACAAUCAAAUCUGAUGUCUGGUCUUUUGGGGUUCUCCUAACUGAAAUAAUCACCUAUGGACGGUGUCCCUAUCCAGCUAUGACCAAUCCCGAAGUUAUCCAACAUUUACAACAGGGUUACCGGAUGCCCUGUCCAGAAAACUGCCCAGCUGAACUCUAUGCAAUCAUGUCGAGGUGCUGGAAGGAUGAUCCUGAAGAAAGGCCCACAUUCGAAUACCUCCAGUCCACCCUCGAGGACUUUUACACGGCCACGGAGAUGCAGUAUCAACCUGAGCCUGUUGUUUCCUGAGCAAUAGCCACCAGGCAAAGUGGCCAGGGACUUCUUUAAAAACUCAUGGUGGAAGGCUGGCGAGACGACUGUGGAAUUUCCUCUGAAUCCGACUUUGCCAAACCGUCUGGUAUUUCUCUCCCUUCGAGGUCAUCCUUCUGCCUUGUCCCAUUCUCAAGCGAGGAGAUGGUCCCCUGCAAGACCGGGAGUCCCAAAGAAGGCUAUUCCAGGCCGUUUACUCACAAGGAGACUGCUGUCUG
Molecule: messenger RNA, 1851 nt
Organism: Rhineura floridana
Lineage: Eukaryota; Metazoa; Chordata; Lepidosauria; Squamata; Rhineuridae
Gene: BLK
Product: BLK proto-oncogene, Src family tyrosine kinase
Exons: 13
Coding region: 101-1612 (503 amino acids)
Biological process (GO): cell surface receptor protein tyrosine kinase signaling pathway; cell differentiation; protein phosphorylation
Cellular component (GO): extrinsic component of cytoplasmic side of plasma membrane
Molecular function (GO): ATP binding; non-membrane spanning protein tyrosine kinase activity; signaling receptor binding
Source: RefSeq, a predicted model, not a curated record